Salvia splendens (bonfire salvia) is the source of this 1078-nucleotide messenger RNA. RefSeq lists its product as uncharacterized. The transcript has 7 exons. The record is from RefSeq and is a predicted model, not a curated record. NCBI's taxonomy places the organism in Eukaryota, Viridiplantae, Streptophyta, Magnoliopsida, Lamiales, Lamiaceae. Gene Ontology annotation, molecular function: oxidoreductase activity. Gene Ontology annotation, cellular component: chloroplast. The coding region runs from base 156 to 923 and encodes 255 amino acids.
UAUAAACUCGUCGUGACACGUGUUCCCAUUUACUGCAUCACACCUCAACUUUCAUCUAUUAACAUUAUCUUAGCCAACACGAAAUUACCACUGGAAUACGAGAGUGAAACGAACAUUUGGAAAAAGUUUUUUCUGGUGAGUUUUGGUUGUUUGCGAUGUCUGAUUCGGGCAAACUCACAGUUCUUGUUACCGGUGCAGGUGGUAGAACAGGACAAAUUGCUUACAAGAAACUGAAGGAGAGGUCAGAUCAGUACAUAACUAGAGGUCUGGUAAGAACUCCAGAAAGCAAGGAAAAAAUUGGUGGAGAGGAUGAUGUUUAUGUCGGGGACGUAAGGGACAGUGAGAGCAUUGUUUCAGCCAUUCAAGGUAUAGAUGCACUUAUCAUACUCACGAGUGCUGUGCCGAAGAUGAAGCCUGGUUUUGACCCCGCUAAAGGCGGGAGACCUGAAUUCUAUUUCGAAGAUGGAGCGUUUCCUGAACAGGUCGAUUGGAUCGGACAGAAGAAUCAAGUAGAUGCUGCUAAAGCUGCUGGAGUGAAACAUAUUGUGCUGGUGGGAUCAAUGGGAGGAACAAAUCCAAAUCACCCUUUGAAUAGCUUGGGAAAUGGAAAUAUCUUGAUUUGGAAGAGAAAGGCUGAGCAAUACUUAGCCGACUCAGGGAUCCCAUACACCAUAAUAAGAGCCGGCGGCCUGCAAGAUAAAGAAGGUGGUCUAAGAGAGCUACUAGUAGGAAAGGACGACGAACUUCUCAGCACGGAUACGAAGACUAUCCCUAGGGCGGAUGUUGCUGAAGUCUGUCUUCAGUCACUCAACUUUGAGGAGGCCAAAUUCAAAGCUUUCGACCUUGCCUCGAAACCUGAAGGUUCCGGCACGCCAGCAACGGAUUUCAAGGCUCUCUUUACUCAAAUCACUGCUCGAUUCUGAUCAACCGAGCAAUAUUGCGAUGAUGGCUUGAAUAAAAUUGUCCCUUUUAUUAAUACCCUUAUCAUGUUAUUGUACCUUUUGGCUUAAUGUCUGAGAUCUAUAAAAAUAUUCCGUGAUGCUCAAUAAAAAGUAAAGCAAUAUUGAAAAUUUGUAAA